This is a messenger RNA of Pangasianodon hypophthalmus (striped catfish), 10948 nucleotides long. It is a transcript of the gene lmtkb, whose product is annotated as apoptosis-associated tyrosine kinase b. NCBI's taxonomy places the organism in Eukaryota, Metazoa, Chordata, Actinopteri, Siluriformes, Pangasiidae. Gene Ontology annotation, molecular function: protein tyrosine kinase activity; ATP binding. Gene Ontology annotation, biological process: brain development; peptidyl-tyrosine autophosphorylation. The coding region runs from base 3879 to 8693 and encodes 1604 amino acids. The transcript is spliced from 12 exons. The record is from RefSeq and is a predicted model, not a curated record.
UCAAUGGUGUAAAUCUGUAUCAGAGAGGUCGCAUAGGAGUCCUAGAACGUCAUGUAGGCAAAAAAGUCAUAGGCCAUAUGGCUAAAGUGUAUCAAAAGGUUAAGUGUGCAGAACUGAUAUUUUGCCUUGUCAUGUCUGUUCUUGUACAAUAGAUGUAACGAAUCACCACAGGCAAUAAAUGUUCAGUUUCAUGUUAUUAUAUCACAGCUAGUGGCUAAAGUAUUUUAGAGAUAUAAAAUGGUUAAAUUGUGGACUAUUUUAACACCAAAUCUAGAUGACUACCAUCAGAAAAAGUGGUAGUGAAUAUUUGGGUUUUUCUUUCUACAUUUUUUUUGUACGAGAUUACAUGUGACUGUUAACCUCAGAAAUAAAAAAAAGUCUGACGUAUUGAUGAACAGAAGAGGUUGAUAGAAACAGCCUUUUAAAAUAAAUGAUGAUCAAGCAUAUGCUUGUUCCAGUUUCCCUAUAACCGAGAUUUCAUAAUAUUCACAUAAGCAUACUUGAUGGAGGCAUGCAAUGCGGAUAAAGUGUAUUUGGAUAGUGACAACUCCUUAGGCAGAUUGUUUCCUGUGGGCUCCCAAGACAAAUUUAUACAGAUGAUAUCUAGAACAUAUGGAAUGUGUGGUUGUAUUAUGAGCAUUGCUGGAACGCUGAUGCUAUGUGAGGAGUGGUCACGAUGAUGUCACUCUGGUUGAGACUGCGGGACUGGCCUGAUUUAUGACCUGAGAUAUCAUAAACACUUUUGUGUGGAUAAAGCAAGAUUCGUUUCAUUAGUUUACCCUGAUGGAGCCAAGGAAUAUUAUUUUUUUCCUGAUGGCUCCUGUUUUUUUUUUAAUAGUGAGGUGUGUUAGAUGACUGAAAAAGAGAAACAGAAGUGUGCCUAUGUGCGUGGGUGUGUUUCACACCCUAGUGUCUGGAAAAUUGUUUGAUUAAGAACACACCCUAACACAGCUGUAUACUUUAGGGAGCACGAUGAACACACAGGCACACACAUUAGCUUUAUGUGUAGAAAUUAAGGUACCAAAAUGACACUCCCAUAUUAUGUGAAAUACCAAUACUGCAGCUUUACAUUUGUUUAUAAAGGCUUGUGUUCACACAUCACAUGCAGAUAUUAUACACUCCUGCACAACACACACAGCAUCAAAGAUAGGAAUAUCUGACAGUUUUGACCUUGGCUGGACAUUUCACAUUUCAUUUCAGAAACUACAGCUUUUAGCCAAAAUGUUUCCUUUUGGUUAAUGAGGUUUGGGAUAUAUUUAUGUGUAGGCAUAGCAUUAAUCAUCUGGAUUAAAAAUUAUGCAAAUGGAAGGUCCUCCCAAGGAUAGUAAGACAAAGCUGUGUGUGUGUGUGUUUCUUUCGACUAGUGUGGUUAGACUUGUGUGAUUUAUUUCCUCCUUUCAACAAUGUAGUACAGGUUAAACGCUUUGAUGGCCAUCCAACACACUACCUCAUUUGUGAUUACACACACUCAGAUGCUUACUCCAAGCAGAAAGGUAAUGCAUUAAUGCAUUAAUAUUAAUAACACAUGCUGUUGUGUAAUGCUUAUCAUUGUUUAAUAGACCCAUGUGUUAUUACACAACAUGUGGGUGUGAACUCCUCUAAAUCAUCAUGGGAUGUUUUCUUGUUCUGUCUGCAUUGUUUAAAAAUACAUUGGGAAAGCGAUAGAAGAUAAUAUUUUUUUCCACUGUAAUUAAAACUGAAUAAUGAUAUCCGAUGGCAGGGAGAAUAGUCUUCACAAAAUGUCCAAACCAUUGAUAAUAAUUUAUGAGUUGACAUUCUAGCAGCAAUUGUUUCAAUGUUUUGACUAUUUUUUAGACCUGUGUUUACCCCCGGAUUCAUUAUAGAACAUAUUUUAUAGAUAUAGAUAUUUAUUGUUGUAAAUAAAUUACAUACCUAGUCUGAUCUUAUAGAAAACUCAUGAUUUAUCAUCACUGUGCUUCUGGGUUGCCAGGUCUGCAGCCCUUAUAUCAUGCAUUUAUCUUAAAUGGUUCUUUUACCAAGGUCUGCAAUGGUGUUGUAUGAUUACUUAUGCGUGGUGAUCUGGGGAAAUCGGCCUGAAUUCUGGUAAGCAAAACCAUAAAAGAUGAAAAAUGUAUAUAUUUUAUUAAACUGGCAUGGAAAUGGUGAUCAUGGUUUUUAUGUACUUUCUAGCCUUGCCUUGACUAUCCUUCUGUAAAGAUCAUGUUGUGUAAGGAUUCAGUUUAGCAGUGGGUGAAAACAGUCGGUCUGCAUAAAGAUGUCUAAACCUUGGUAGCUAAGUCUGAUUUCCUCACACAAUGAUUGUCAAGCUUUGAUCAAGUUUUGGGAAAGCUAUGUACUCUAGCAGAAUGGACAUAAACAUAAUCAUUUCAGUUUGUAAUCAGGCACCAGCUGUCACUGUCAAAAUGUCUCUGAUGCAUUUUGCAUGUAUUUUAACUUAUGUAUGAGAUAUUUAACUUAAGUUUGAGAUGUGAAACAGAAACAUAGUUCAGGAACAUCUGUAGUUUUCAGAGCUAUACAUAGUAGAAAAAGUCAAACUUUCAGCAUGUGAAGGCUGCCACGUUCAUGUGGUUAUAAAUCUAGAAAGUAGAUAAUAAUAAUACGUUCAGAAAGGCUGCCACGUUCAUGUGGUUAUAAAUCUAGAAAGUAGAUAAUAAUAAUACGUUCAGAAAAAAAUGAACAAACAGUAGCGUUUAGCACAGUCCAAUUCUGUAGAAAAACGCAGAACCUGGCAACAAUGCUUAAAAUUUACGACAUUGCACCCGUUGAAAAUGUCAUCAUCGUUUCCUAACUGUGGUUUAGUAAAAGCCACAUCUGUGAUAAAUAAAUUAUCCAGUAGCUUAUUUUUUUAUUUUAUUUUAUAUUUUUUUUUGCAUCUUUUCUAUGUUGUUACACAAGUCACUAUUCUGCAUUAGGGGCACUUCAUGCCCUCAUCCAGACAUGCCAGAGGGCACAACGGCAACAUUGCCCCACCCUCAUCAAGAAUGCUGAAGCCAUCUCAGCCUAAUAGGUUUGAAAACAAUACUCCGAGUGUCUACCCUGCUCUCUAGGGUACCAAGCGGUGGCAGAGGCAGGACAAAGACCCUGAUUCUCCACAGAGAAAGAGGAAUGACUGAUGACUGCUCACUGGAACAUGACAUGGGCGUAAAAUAUGGAUGUCACAAAGACGACACGUCACUCUUUCACAAAGAUCCGUCUGUCUAGUGAAAGUGAGGGAGAGACAGAGAUAUUGUUAUGUUACUAGUGCUAGAGCUGCUGAAUUAGAUGGUGCUAGUUGAUUGGGCAGGAUAAAGAUGUGCAUUGAGUCGACACAGCAGUACGCCUUCAGUCGCAGUUCCAUGAAGCUGAGCGCAUUUUCCACAAAACGCUGCACUGCCUAUGCACGUCUUCACUUUUUUAAAUUAGAGUAGUUGAAUGAAGGUGAAUGACUGUAAUCGUUAUAGCAAAAACAGGUUUUCUGAGUGACCGUAGUGUUUUGUUUGCGGUUUGAGGUUUUUGGGAGUUUCGCUUCUGGUUGAAAAGAGUAUCAGUAUUUUGGAGCCAUGGCAUUUAAUCAGCUCGACUUAACAAGGGAAAUUUCUCACAUCUGCACUCUCUUCAACUCUGUAUUGUAUAGCUCAAAAGUCAUAGAAAUACAGAGAAUUGCUUGUUUGGGUCAGAUUUUUGGAGGAUGAUGGUGCUUUAAGGAAAGGGGUUUCUUUUAGCCUUCAACCAGGAUUGUGCGCAUCACUAGAGACAGAAAUUUGUCCAACUCCUGAAGUCAACAGAUGCAUCUCGCCACAGUUUGCUCUACAUUAAAGAGAUUGGGCAUGGAUGGUUUGGCAAGGUAAAUUGCAAAAGCUUUAUUUAUUUUAAAAAAUAAUCUAUUUUCAUUUUUUUUCCCCCUCUUGUUCAUUCAAAUGUGUGCGUGUGUGUGCUUUAUAUAUGUUCGCAUGUGUUUGUCUCCUCUGUUUGUACCUGUUGUUAUAUGUGUUGUCUAUUUCUCGUGUGUGGGCAUCUUUGUGCGUGUGUGUGUCUAUGUUGCGUGUGUGUGUACCGUGUGUCCACAGGUGUUGUUGGGGGAGGUAACCUCUGGUCUCAGCAGUACUCAGGUGGUGGUGAAGGAGCUCAAGACAAGUGCCAGUAUUCAGGACCAGAUGCAUUUCUUGGAGGAAGCACAGCCUUACAGAUCUCUGCAGCAUCCUGCUCUAGUGCAGUAUUUGGCUCAGUGCACGGAGGUCACGCCCUACCUGCUGAUCAUGGAGUUCUGUCCUUUGGGCGAUGUGAAAGGUUAUCUGCGCAGCUGCAGAGCAGCAGACUCUGUGACUCCUGAUCCUUUGCUCCUUCAACGAAUGGCAUGUCAGAUCGCUUCUGGCCUUCUGCAUCUCCACAAACAUGAUUACAGCCACAGUGAUCUGGCUUUGAGAAACUGCCUUCUGACAUCAGAUGUUACUGUCAAGAUCGGAGAUUAUGGCCUGUCACACAGCAAGUAUAAGGAUGAUUACUUUGUGACAUCGGAUCAGUCCUGGGUACCAUUACGCUGGAUUGCCCCUGAACUGGUGGAUGAAGUUCAUGGCAACCUACUGGUGGCAGACCAAACAAAACAAAGCAACAUUUGGUCUCUUGGGGUAACUAUUUGGGAGUUGUUCGAGUUGGGGAAUCAGCCUUAUCGACACUACUCUGACAGGCAGGUCCUCAGCUUUGCUGUAAAGGAACAACAACUUAAACUUCCAAAGCCACUGCUUCAGUUUCCUCUUUCUGACCGGUGGUAUGAAGUGAUGCAGUUCUGUUGGCUUCAAUCAGACCAGAGGCCUAAUGCUGAGGAAGUUCACCUACUGCUCAGUUACCUGUGUGCCAAAGGUGCCAGUGAGGCAGAAGACGAUUUUGAGAGGCGCUGGAACUCAAUGAGACCUAACAUGACUCAUGGCAGUCUGCACGGGGCUGGUCCCCUGACCCUGGAGAUGCCGCAAUCCUUGACAGCCUCAUCCUCAUUCCCCUUACUGGAGCAAUUUUCAGCUGGUGAUGGCUACCAGUCAGAGUCAGGAGAUGACAUUCUCACAGUUACUGAGACCAGUCAUGGUCUGAACUUCGAGUACAAAUGGGAACAAGCAAGAGCUAAACAGCCCUAUCCCUCCUCAUCCACCACUGGAACAUUAGGUCAAGGGAAUCCCCAUUGCCAGGAGGUCUAUUAUCCUCCAGGAGGUAUGGUAGGUGGAUGUGGGAUUGAUGGACUCACCUUAGGGGUCUCUCCCCAAUACUAUGACCCCAAACAGUUACACACUCCAGGUGUUGUUCCAGUUCUCAGUGCUCAUAGUCCUUCAGUGAAUAGUGAGUAUUACAUUCGUAUUGAAGAGCCAGUAGAAUGCAAUAUUGACAUGGAAUACACAAUGUGUGCAUACAGCCCUGAAUUUGGGGGAAGCAAUGGCAGCUUUCUCACUGGUAGUGGAGACUCAGGGGAUUGUAUGAACUGCCCUUCUAAAGGCAAGCCAAUUGAAACAUACUGGUCAGCUGACAUCCAUAAAAGAAGUGCCUAUGAUUCAGACAGCAGUCCAACCAUGUCCCUAACUAUGGAGCCACUUCUAGGUCAGGUAUCUGAUUCCAGCCCACUUAGGCCUUGGGAGUCAGGUCAUUAUGUAUCAUACAAAGACAGGGAUGGAGGCUAUUACUAUGAAAACUCACCACCACUGGGUAUGGAUCACUACCUUAUUGGAUGCCCAUCAGAACCCAUGAGGGAGAGCUGGGGGUCUCGAAGCCUGAGAAAGGCACUGGGUGAGCUAGAGGAACCCUUGGGGAUCUCACCAUCCCUUGGCAGCCCCCCACAGGGCUAUGGUGACCCUUACAUAGAGAGCAGCCAAGGGUCAGUAAUUGGGAAGAAUGUAACUGGAGGAUACUAUGACAUGAUGGGUUCUUUAAGAAAGAUCAUGCCAGGGAACCACUCAGUGUGUAUUGACAUGGAAUCAGGAGAUGCUGUGUUUGUGGGGCAAGAUGACAGUGACUCAGAAGAGGAGGAGGAUCUAUUCAUUGAAAGGCAGGCAAUGGGCUGGUCCACCAACCAUUCAGCAAAAAACAAUUUGAGAUUGUCUCAAAUACAGUCAUCAAAGCAAGAUGCAUAUGUAGACUUUCAUUACACUAUGCCAAUGACUGAUGUUGAGGAUGCGUGGCCAGAGAACCACAGUCUCCCAUACCGCUCUACCAAAACGCUUAACUACCUGGAAGGUAGAGCCAAAAGCAACACCUGCCCUGUGCAUGGCAGACAAGCAUCAGUAUCCUCAGCAGACUGCAGCUCCUAUAUUCAUCUAUGUCAUGAACCCAGAGAAGCAGAGGUUUACCCUGUCCCUUGUUGUCAGGCUUUGAGCAAUUCCCAUUUUGUAGAUCCUCUUACAGGGUCGUUAGUAAGAAAUUGUUUCAUGAAUGACAAUAUUUCAGACAAAAACACAGGCGUAACCAGCAGGAACCCACAGGUAGGCCAAGCUGCCUUACCUACAGGACAUUUAAUUUCCAAAUCAGAGACAACAAAAUCCAAUUUAAAACAGACCGAACACCCAGAAUAUGUUGACACUGGGGUCAGAGAGGGAAUCUAUAGACAAGACAGUACUGGACAAAAAGAUACUAGUCAAAUUAACAGGAAAACCGAGGUUAUAACCAUAACUCAACAAGUGGAGAAUACCCUUCCUGAGAUCUCUUCCAAAGAGCCUGAAUCAGACAGAAGCAAGAUGGUGGACAGUGGCGUGGAACAUGGACAUUCUAGCACCAGCCUUGUGGAAAUUGACAAUUGUAGUGAUGAUGACAUCACAGAUGUCACCUCUGGGAUUUUUGGUGACUUCCAAGGAGAUUAUGCAGAGACAGCUGACUACACCUCCCCUUCAUUCAAGUCAUUGCAGAAGCAAGUAGGUACACCUGACUCCAUGGAUUCCAUAGAUCUACCAUCUACUGCAGGCUCCAGUGAGACUCUGAGCCCAACCUCUCUCCACCCUUCAAAUUCACCUAGAGCUGUGGAUAGUGGCUAUGACACAGAGAACAAUGAGUCUCCUGAAUUUGUCCUCAAGGAACCCCAUGAACCACAAGACACCAAAGCCUUUAUCCAGCCACUCGGAAUGUCAGUCCCAGACUCAAGUCCAAUCAAGGAAGCAAAAGAAGAAGAUGGGUCUGACACACAACAAGAGGAUGUGGAGGAUGUGGAGGAAGGAGUCGCCAUGAAAACAUCUCAGAGCACUGGAAGGCUGACAGUACUAAGUGAGAAAACCCCAUACAGAGAUUCUGCUUACUUUUCUGAUACUGAUGCAGGGAAAGAGAAAGAGAGUGAUGAAGACAGAGAGAAAGAUAUUGAUGAUCUUGAGAGGAAGGAGGAGGAAGCAAUGCAAGCAAUAGGCCAAACAACACUACCAACACCAGUGAUAGAGCAAGACAAAGAAAAGUCAAAUGUUCUGGAGACAGAAGAAAACUGUGAAAAUUUCUACAAUGAUAUUCAGGAAGGGACCCAAAAAGCUCUACCCUCAGAAGAACAUGAAAAGCUUUCCCCUAGUUCCCCUGAACCAACUAUUAUUUCUUCUGUUUCUCCUGAGAUAUGUGAAUGCCCUAUAAAUGACACUGUCCAGGAUGAAGGCUUUGACCUGAAUUCAGAUGAUCCUCAAGAAAUGCCAUCUGAGAAUCAGUUAUCUGAUUUAACUGCCUUGCCAUUUUCUGAUACCAAGCAAGAAAACCACAAAACUGAGGAGACAGACACCACCCUUGCUUUUGAACCAUCACUGGCUAAAAUUUUAGUUGAAGACAGUAAUAUUGAGACCAGUCUUGAUAGCUUUAUCAAUGCAAAUGAAGUAAACCAGGAAAAGCAAGUUACUGAAGAAGCAAUAUUCAGAACUAGUUCAGAGGUACUAUCAGCUCAGGACAACAAUGACGAAGUGGAGAUACUUAUACCUGACUCAGCCAAGAGUGUUUCAACAGAUAAUAUUGUGGACAAGCCUGAAACUCCAGAUGGUAACACAAAAUAUGGAUUUCAGUUUCACAAGAGCUCCACUCGUCCUUCCUCUCCUCCUCCUCUCCCAUCACUUGAGGGACGAGUGUCCCCAGUGGAGAGAGGAGAAGCUGAUGAUGAGGACAGGGAUUCAGAGGAUAGUGAUGAAUCAGAUGAGGAGCUACGCACCUAUAGUAUCCAGGAGCAGAGUGAGGAGAGUGAGGAUGAAAUUCUACCUGUGCCCAUCAUUGUGAGUGACUGCAGUGAUGCACACAAACUCAGAAGCCUCCUCAAGAUGCCCAGCUUGUGCAUCGAUAACCUUGGUGAUGAGUUGGAGUCCAAGAAGAAGGUGGUGUCCUUCUUUGAUGAUGUUACUGUCUACUUGUUUGACCAAGAAAGUCCAACCGGAGAACUAUCAGAACAUGCCUUCCACCUGGGAGGUGAGACAAGCAAACAGGGUGCAAGGUGCACAGAUUCAAACCAACAGGAAAAGGCCAAUUCCACUGAUGACUCUUCAGAUGGAAACAUUUCAGAAGAGAGUACAGGGUUUGAGUGGGAUGAUGAUUUCUCUUUGCUGCCACUACCCACCUCAUCAAAGGAAUCACCCCCAGACAUCAAGGCUAAACCAAGCCUUCCACCCAGUGACACAAAUAACAAGCCAGUAGAGCAAUUCUCACGCUUCACAGUUUCUCCAUCCCCAAUUUCACGUUUCUCCAUUACCCAUGUUUCUGACUCUGAUAUGGAUUCUGCAGGAGGAAGCAGUGAGGAUGGGGAUAGAGAAUGAGCACUGCACACCACUGCCAUCUAUGUGGAGUGCUUUGCAUGGACCUCUUUUCUUCACACCUACUGGUCUUUACAUUGAAAAUUAUACUGUUUCAGAAAAUGUUCGGGAUCCCAUCAAGGACAGUGCCUAUUAUUGUUUGCAACUAGUUACACAAUGGUCAUUAAUGAACCAAUCACAAAUGAACACGUCUGUGGCCAUUUGCUUUUUAAGAAGAAUAUUAUAAAUUGUGAAAAUCUCAAGUAAUACCAUAUUUGUUAAAAUUCUACCUAUUUUAAACUAGUGACAAUUUUGAAAGAACUACAGUAUAUGGACUGUGAAGACAUGGGAUCUUUAUAAAAGACAUCACAUAUUUUCAUGAAUGAUGGGUAAGAUCUUGAAAUGAAGGAUACAAUCAACAUUUUUUUCCAGAAAAAAUUGUAAAGCAAAUCAAGAGAAUUUUUUUCAAGGACUUUGACUUUGACUGUGAAGUAAUGAUGAACUAAUGAACAAUGUUGCUAAUAAUGAUUUAUGUUGCUAAAGGAAGAGAAAUUAAGUGAGCCUACUGUUUGUCAAUGGCUGAUUUUGUUAGAUUUUUUUUUUUUUUUUUUUUUUGAGAAAGCAAACUCACCUUCUUUUUACAUUCUAUUUCUUUGAUUGGGUAUCAGAGCAACAGCCUUGUGCCUAUGUCACAUAACAAAAAGUGGCAGACUUUUACAAGCUGCUUUAAAAUGUUGGCGAGAGAUGAAACACAUAGCUGCCUUGAGUCAGCCAUCUACUUGUAAGUAGCAGAUUAUACAGGGUCAUGAAACAUCAUGAUACUUAGACCAGCUCCUUCAUGUUAUUACAAAUAAGAUCUCUAAUGAAAUUCAUAUCUUUUGUCAUUGUCUUAGAUUUUUGGAGAGGCAAAGUUUGCCUGGUUGAUGAAUACAGUUCUACGAACUACUUUUUCAGUACUUACUUAUUAUUUUAAUUUAAAUUAUUGUCAGUAUCAUGCAAAAAAGAUUAAUGGUUUUCAAAAUCAUGCUUUGCCGUCUACCCUGUCUUGGUUAAGCUUUAAUAACCUCAAUUCUAUCUUCAACCGUGCUCACAGUUGCCCAUAACAUAAAUCUUAUUUAAAAAGGUUGCAUUUUGGCCCUAGAAUGAGAACUGCUAAAGAAACCCAAAAUGGGAAAAAACAACAUGAUCAUUUUAAAUGCUUGAGAACAUAGUUCUUGGUACUGGACCCUUUAGUCCUUUAGUCUGUAAAACAUGCAUUUUAUGCUGAGCAUGUAUAACUGAUGCUGUACAUGUCUGCUACCUUUUGAGGACCAGAGCUGGGAUGUGUUAUCUUUAGGGUGUUUAUAACAAUUAUUUUUAAUUUAAUACAUGAUGCCUGUCUUGUCACUUUUGAGAAAUUUAUAAAGUAAUAGAAGGGAGAAAGACAUACAUUAAUGGCAUUUAAUGCACAGCCUAUGGACAAUGUAUUAUUAUGGUUAUUUAUUAGAAUAGACAGAAACUACUGAACAAAAUGUACUGUACUGAUUGUUAAGUUGCAGAAUUACUGUCCAAAUUAAGUUUUCUUUUUACAUUUUCUUGUGAACAUUGUUGGGAAAAAAAGUAAUUUUCUCUAUUAGUAAGAAACUGUUUGACAAGAUAAAGAGGAAUUUAAUGCACUCUGUAGAUUUCUGUACUCUGGACCUGGGAAAGAAAAGAAAAAUACCAUCCUAACAAUCCUCUCAUGUUCAAUGUUUGUUUGCCUCUUAUGGCAUCACUGUUCUAAUUAGGUUAGCCUAGAUUGAACUAGACAGCAAUCUGUACUAUUUUUGUAUUCUAUGAAACAGUUUUAAAAUCCUAAACUGUAUUAUAAUGUUGCUGGACUGUAAGAGUUUAUCAUCAUAUAUCUGCUGCCAAAGAGAAGCAUUCUACUGGUACACAUGGGGUUGUUGGCUGGAAUUGCUGGACACCAACAUGACUUGAUAAUCAUGAGGUGAUGGACAAUGUUCUUUCCUAUGACUGUAUUCAUAUGAAUUCCAGCAAAAAGGGUCUCAGUCAUUAGAAUUCCCAUGAAUUUGUGUGAGAUUAUGGUGAUUUACGGUGAAGGAAAUCUUGUAGUUGAGUGUUGUGAGCAAAGAUGUGGUUGAAUGAUGCUAUGGUGUAGGAAUUUAAAGAUAUAAAUUGGUUGGGUUAAAUGUUAUGUGAAGGUUCCCAUAAGUAUCUGUCCCUCUUGGGUGUCACAUGAUCAGUGACUGUACACAAACAACAACAAAAAAAAAUAAAUUAAUUGUUUGACAUCUUUA